This is a messenger RNA of Penicillium angulare, 2628 nucleotides long. RefSeq lists its product as uncharacterized. Lineage: Eukaryota; Fungi; Ascomycota; Eurotiomycetes; Eurotiales; Aspergillaceae. The transcript is spliced from 2 exons. The record is from RefSeq and is a predicted model, not a curated record. Bases 1 to 2628 code for a protein of 875 amino acids.
AUGGCGAAAUUAUUCAAGGGCAGUCACGCAGCGGGUAUCUUUGCUGAUAUGUCUGUCGAUGGUCCUCAGAUUGGUACUCUGGUUGCUAUCAUCGACCGCGCUAAGAACUUGCCGAAUCGCAAGACUAUGGGCAAACAGAACCCUUACUGUGCUGCACGAUUAGGAAAGGAAGCAAAGAAAACCCCCACAGAUCUGCGAGGAGGACAAACCCCCAGAUGGGACCACGAACUUCGCUUUACCGUACAUGAAUCUCCAGACUAUUACAAACUGAAAGUCUCUAUCUUCAAUGAUGACAAAAAGACCGAUUUGAUCGGCGAAACCUGGGUUGAUUUGAACAAUCUGAUUAUCCCAGGAGGGAGUCAGGACGACCACUGGCACCCAUUACAGUCGCGGGGUAAAUACUCAGGCGAAGUUCGAAUCGAGAUGACCUAUUAUGAUACUCGGAAACAGGAUGAGGCAGUGAUUGAGAAACGAAAGGGCGCUGCAGACAGAGUCCAGGGUAGACAACCAGCCGCCAGCCCAACGACGUCAACAAGCUCCGGCUUGUCAGGUCCCAGACAGCUGAACGCAGUCAAACGACGGCCUCUACCCACAGAUCCGUCCGGUGCAGCGCCACCUCCUCGACCGGAAUUUCCAGAGCAACCACAAACUGCUGCUUCAUUGCAUCAUCCAAUGCCCGAACGACCAAUCCGUGAACAAGUUCAAAACAUGCCAACAGCUCCUCCUCUAGAACCCGCUCCCACUCAACCUUACCUUCCAAGACACCACUCAGAACCUUCCUACGACCAGCAACCUAGUGCUCCACCUCACUCUCGAGCAUACGAUCCCCAUGAUUACCAUUACCGAGAACGCGAACAUUCAGCGCCUAUUGUACCUCCUGUUCCCGCUCUUCCCCCAGCUGGCUCCAUGAGACGGAACACAUAUGAAACAUCUUACGCCAACCAUGAAAUCCAAGAUCCUGCAUACGAUCCACGACCAUUACAACCACGCAGCCAUUCCGAUCACGAUAACUAUGCCCCACGUGAGUAUCGACAGGCACCACAGGAGCCUUCCUAUGAAAUGGAGUUGCGCGGCAGGGCUCCAUAUGAGCAAAGCCGACCAUCAGAAGAUAUAUACAGCCCACUUUCGCCUCAAUACAGCGCUCCUCCUAUGUCUUUUGGGCCCGUUUCAACAUUCACCCCCCGCAAUUCAGGGUACAUUGAUGAGCCGGCUCCUCUCGCUUACUCGCGUCCAAACUCAUCCUCUGGACCAGCUGGAGAACCUCGAUAUCAACCGCAUGAUAUGCGAGCAUUGCAGCCUAUGCGCCAUGAUGACCGCGAUGUUUAUCAUCCUGAAUAUGCAGGAAUGCAACCGCGCGUAGAAGACGAAGAUGAAGACGGCCCACCUCCUCCACCGCCAGUUCAUCGAUCUCGAAUGGCGCAGCAAUCGCAGCCCGCCCCGUCACCCGCCAGAGAGACCCCAUCACCAUAUCAGCCUUACUCUCCUGGGCAACAUAGCAAUGCUUCUUCAAUGCCUGUCAGUUUGGUUGCUGGGUACGAGACUGAGGAGCCGCCCAGUUUCGACGAUAGGAGUGGCCGGAGACGGAGCGCACACUUUGAUGAUGAAAUGAUGCUCUCUCAACCUCCUGGCCCUGGGGCUCUUGUCCCUGUUUCCAAGACUGCCCAACCACCACCACCAUCGUCAUACGACGCCCCUGUCUAUCCCCUGCGCACCUCUCCACGUCCCAUUGAUGAGCGGCCGACCUCAAGUCGGGGCCCAUCUGCCAGUCCUGAUACUCGGAUGGUCACCCGGAAAUCAGUCAGCCCUCGACCUUCCAUUUCAAGUGAUCGUGAACGCGGAUCUUCGAUCCCAUUCUCUCCCGACUCAUACAAUUCGCUCAAUCCAAAUGCGUCACGUUCAGCGACGAGCAGAGAUCCCACGCCUGUCUACGACUCACCAUCCCAAGCGAGGGAUGCAGCAAUGCGUGCAGAGAUGGAACCCGUGCGGCACCUUGAUCAACCCAUAAUCGGUGACGAUGGUCGCGAGAUCGAUCCUUCUGAUCACCUUCCCACAGACACUUGGGCACCAGAGCCUGAGCGGAAGAACCGUAAACCAGAAGUGAUCAUUCGUUUCAAACACAAUGCUCGACCUACCUCUCGCGGGAAUGAAGCUUCAACUCGCAGCAGCGGGCCACCACGCGUAGGCUUCAGAACAGAGACGAGCUCAUAUAGCUCGGAUCGACCGAGAUACACAGCAAGCCAUUCCCAACCAAGCGCAGAGGUAGAAAGAACACCGCCACGGGGCUAUGAUAACUAUGGAAGUCACACACAGGCCCGAGGCUACAGCACACCAACAUCCACCGAGCGUCCCCGCUCUUCUCGAGGCUCCGUGUCACCCUCCCCUAGUUCUCGCUCCCCAUUAUAUGACUACAGCCCGGGUCCACCAAUUCCAUCGAAAGUACCCGUCUCCCAAGGCCCUCCUAGCUACCCCGUGACAGCCAAUAACCCGAGCUCUGGAAAUCCCGGCAUGGAUGCAUUGAGUCGGGAGCUCAAGACCAUUGAUAUUGGCUCCUCGGGAUGUAGCCCAAGCCGUGCAGUCCGAAGAUAUGCUCCGCCUCGCGCGUCUGCAUCAAUGGGAUACGCCAGCUAG